AUGAAAUUAUUGACGUCGGAAGUUGAUGCGGAAGCGGAAAAAUGGGACGAGUACGCCGAAAAUGAUAUUGUGAAAAGGGCAAAAGCGAUGUCCUCGAUGGCCUACAACAUGUAUCUAUUCACUAGAGGUGACGGUCCGCUGAAAACCACGCAUGAUCUGUUCACGCAAGCGGAAUUUUUUGCCGAACAAGCGAAUAAGAUGUACAAAACUGUUCGCGAGUUCUCCUAUGAGAUCCCGGGAAGUGCCGAGAAAAAUGAUUUAUCAACAGUUCUGGAGAAAAUUCCCAUACACUGUCAACAGCUGCAAGUGCUCGUGAAAAGUCCAACAGUUGGCAAGCCGGCCACAUUCUCCAAAUUUGAAAUUGAGUUCCGCGGCGCAUCGGUAGCACGACAGGUGCUCGCCGAUGAAUAUACACAGCGCAGUAGCAGGGAAUCAACUUUAUGGCGACGAACACCAUCGAUGCGUCGCACCGCACAAACUCCUGUCGCCCAGGUUUGCCGAAACUAG
Molecule: messenger RNA, 507 nt
Organism: Gongylonema pulchrum
Lineage: Eukaryota; Metazoa; Nematoda; Chromadorea; Rhabditida; Gongylonematidae
Source: the annotation of a GenBank genome assembly